Molecule: messenger RNA, 2187 nt
Organism: Scomber japonicus (chub mackerel)
Lineage: Eukaryota; Metazoa; Chordata; Actinopteri; Scombriformes; Scombridae
Gene: rftn1a
Product: raftlin, lipid raft linker 1a
Exons: 10
Coding region: 49-2187 (712 amino acids)
Source: RefSeq, a predicted model, not a curated record
UCAGUCCAGCAUACACUCCGUGCAGCCUGGCAACGACUUGAUUGAGAUAUGGGGUGUAGGCUCCCUAAAUUGAGGAAGGCAGAAGAGAGGCAAAGCCCAGGCAAUAUCUACUCCACCCUCCGACGGCCUCAGGUGGAGACUAAAGUGGGCGUGGCGUACACUUACCACUUUCUGGAUUUUCUGUUGGGGAAAGAAGAGGUGCCAGUGUCAUCAGUGCUUUGUCUCUCCUCAGUCAGAGAGCUACCCAUUCAGGUGAGGGAACUUUACGCGCAGGGUUUCGUCCUGGUUGCCGUCCAUCCGUUCGUCCAUCCCUGCGGCCCUCGCCACGCGCACAUCCAGCGGCAGCUCCACAGGGCCGUGCUGGUCCGAGAGACGUCAAGUUCAGAGAAAAGCCAACUGAGAUGGUCGAGACAUCGUCUGGAGACAGAUGUGUGCGUGGCGGGUCAUCAAGUGGCUGACCCAGAGGUGAUUCAGAGCUAUGUCAAAAGGAUCCAGGAUGUAGCAGAGCAAGGGGUGAUGUUUGUGGGGUUUCUCCAGCAGCCAGGAGGAGCACCCUGUUUCUUGGGGAACUGGGACCCCGAGGAUUUGUCCUCCCUGCAUUCCAGCCCUUCUCCCAUACGUCGACACCCCUUCAGCGCCAACACCAGCCCUACAGAUCCUGCAGAACCACAGCAUAGUGAUGCAGAAGCUGAGCAUCAUCUCUUUGAACCUCAAGAGUUAGAUCAUGAAAGUGUAGAACAUACACAAGAACGCAGGCUAUCGCUGCCCAGAGAACCAGACUUCAGCCCUCUGAAACCCAUCCAGUUAUCAGAGAUCAACCCAGAGGAAUCUAAUGAACAAAUUCGAAUCUCACACAUCGGCCUCAGAGAGUCACUUGAAUCAACAAACCAACCUCAAGAUCACAGACAACUCAGUGAAGAUGCAGUUCAGUGGUGUUCAUAUCAAAACCCAGUAGAGACCCAGGGGAACCAGCUGCGUCCCAGUACUCCAGACACUGCGGGGACAAUCAGGCGGCAUCAGCGCGGUCCGUCAGAACUCAAGGAAUCCACAGAAAAGCAUUUUAAACUUCCAAAUCGGGGAGAAAGACAAGAUUCAGGCUCAGAUGGAUGGCUUAGCUCUCCAGAACUGGAUCAUAACCAUGAAAAAAUGCUCAACUCUACCUAUGCAGAUGGGCAAGGCAGAGUGACGACACACAACAACAACAAUCAUAUCCGGCUGAAGAAUUCAGAGAAAGAUAAGAAUGCAACUUCACCGCCAGCACAAGCUAGGAUGCAACUCUUUGCCCUGUACAACCACACAGGAGAGCUGAACACCUCUCUGAGGUUUUACUCACUCAGGGUGCCACUGCGAGUACAAAAGGAGGCAGGGCUCCUCACAGACGUUGAUGCACAUUGGCUUGACCACAUGACUCAGCAUUUCACCAGCGGUGCCCAACUCAUCGAUGGCUAUUUCCACCUUGGAGAUGAUAAUGAUAACGGGGUUUCAUCUGUGGAUAGCGUGUUCAUCCUGCAGAGCUCGGCAGAGGAGACCACAAACGCCUCCUACGAUGCUAUUGUGGUUGAGCAGUGGACCGUUGUUGAUGGUGUGGUGGUGAAGACAGACUACAUCCCACUGCUCCAGUCUCUCGCUCCGUAUGGAUGGAGGCUGAUGUGUGUGUUACCCACACCAAUUGUCAAGACCAACAGUGACGGGAGUUUGUCGACCAAGCAAAUCCUUUUCCUUCAGAGGCCCGUUUUGCAGCGCAAGAGAAAAGACUUCAAGAUGCUGAACCUCAGGGGUCGCAGCAAGGCAAAGAAAAACUCUACUGGAGAAUCGCCUGAAGAGCUAGAGAACAGAUCCCCCUUGAUGGAGACAGAGAUGGGCAUGUUGAGAAGAAACACAAAAGAGGAAGAGGCAAUUGGGAGGAAGAGCUGGGAUAGCGGAAGGAGCGAAAGAGCGAGCCCUCAGGAAGGUGGUAAGGAGAGCGGAGGGGAUGCACAAUAUCAAAAGGGCCUCUUGCUCCUACCGGGCAGCAGAGCUUCUGUUGAAGACCAGGAAGAGGAAACAGACAUCGACAAGAUCUUAACGCCCAAGCAGGAAAAGUCAGUAAGAUGGACAGAUGUGUGUCGGAGAGAUGACGGAGGGGUCAAGGAGGAAGUGAAGACAGAAGAGCGGAUCAAACAGCAGCUGUUUUCUGGCGUCUGUUGA